Molecule: messenger RNA, 3420 nt
Organism: Jaculus jaculus (lesser Egyptian jerboa)
Lineage: Eukaryota; Metazoa; Chordata; Mammalia; Rodentia; Dipodidae
Gene: Pard6b
Product: par-6 family cell polarity regulator beta
Exons: 3
Coding region: 87-1205 (372 amino acids)
Biological process (GO): establishment or maintenance of cell polarity; centrosome cycle; regulation of cellular localization
Cellular component (GO): apical plasma membrane; nucleus; cell cortex
Molecular function (GO): protein kinase C binding
Source: RefSeq, a predicted model, not a curated record
CCCGUCCUCCGCGUCCUCGCUCGCUGCCCCCACCACCACCACCCUCCACCUCCGGGGAAGAGGCCGCCGCGGGCCCGGCGCUCAGCAUGAACCGUAGCCACCGGCACGGGGCGAGCAGCGGCUACCUGGGCACCAUGGAGGUGAAGAGCAAGUUUGGAGCGGAGUUUCGCCGGUUUUCAUUGGAAAGAUCAAAACCUGGAAAGUUUGAGGAGUUUUACGGCUUACUGCAGCAUGUCCACAAGAUUCCCAAUGUUGAGGUUCUGGUGGGCUACGCAGACAUCCACGGAGACCUGCUGCCCAUAAACAACGACGACAAUUAUCACAAGGCGGUUUCCACGGCCAACCCACUGCUUAGGAUUUUUAUACAAAAGAAGGAAGAGGCCGACUACAGUGCCUUUGGUACUGACACGCUCAUCAAGAAGAAGACUGUGCUAGGCAAUGUGUUACGCCCAGACAACCAUAGGAAGAAGCCUCACAUCGUCAUCAGCAUGCCCCAAGACUUCAGGCCCGUGUCUUCCAUCAUAGACGUGGAUAUUCUGCCCGAAACCCACCGCAGAGUCCGUCUGUACAAGUAUGGCACCGAGAAGCCUCUGGGGUUCUACAUCCGGGAUGGCUCCAGUGUUAGGGUGACCCCACACGGCUUGGAGAAAGUCCCAGGGAUCUUUAUAUCCAGGCUUGUCCCAGGAGGUCUGGCUCAAAGCACAGGACUGCUAGCUGUUAAUGAUGAGGUUUUAGAAGUGAAUGGCAUCGAAGUUUCUGGAAAGAGCCUAGAUCAAGUGACAGACAUGAUGAUUGCCAACAGCCGCAACCUCAUCAUCACGGUGAGGCCAGCCAACCAGAGGAACAACGUUGUUAGGAACAGUCGGACUUCCGGCAGCUCUGGCCAGUCUACCGAUAACAGCCUAGUUAGCUACCCGCAGCAGGCGGAGCCAAGCUUUGAGCCCGAUGACCAAGACAGUGACGAAGAUGACAUCAUUAUUGAAGACAGUGGGGUACCGCAGCAGAUCCCCAAAGCUGUGCCCGAUGCCCAGAGCCUGGAGUCCUUGACACAGAUUGAACUCAGCUUUGAGUCUGGACAGAAUGGUUUUCUCUCCUCCGCUGAGGCGAGCCCUGCUCCCGCGGCCGGCCGCGCCAGCCCGGAGUCUGAAAGGCGUGCUCCAGAGCAAAAGCUCUUAGAGGAAGAUGGGACCAUCAUCACUCUAUGAACCUUGUGUGGAUGUUUCCUGAGUGAGGGUGCCAUGGGGACCUACCUGGACGUUGGGCUCAUAAUUAAAGCUAUAUACCUCUGACUCAAAGCUGGGAGCAGGCAUGAGAAAGAUCCUCACGCUGACACAUUGCUGGGAAGUACGAAGCAGCUCAGAGUGCGUGGGCGUGCGCAUAGGGCCUCUGCUACUUUUUCUCUGAAAGGUGGAUGCCAGGCCCCAUGCUGAAAGUUCUUUGGAAGUGGUUGCAUAUUAACCUGCUAUUCAGAACCUGGUUCAUUUGGCUUCUUACUAUGUUUAAAAAAAAUUUUAUGGCGGGGGUGGGGGGGAGAGAUUGGCACACCAGGGCCUCUAGCCACUGUAAUUGAACUCCAGGCACUUGCGUCACCUUGUGCGUCUGGCUUACGUGGGACCUGGAGAGGAGACCAUGGAUCCUUAGGCCUCGCAGGCAAACGCCAUAACCACUAAGCCAUCUCUCCAGUCCUGUAUUUUUAAUCUGUGAUGGGACGAAGUUGAUGCUUUUGGCAUGCUGAAUCUCAGCUCUAGCUUCCUAAGACAGUUUUAACUUUUUAAAAUGUGCCUCUGUUGUUAAUUGGGACAGAUUUUUUUGUUCAAAUGCAGUGUUUUUAGUUUAGUGUUUUUUCCUUUCUCAGUUCUAAGAACCAAACCAGUUGUCUGUGCUUCCUGUUACCCAUCUCUGGGUGGUUCACUGCUCCAGGCUUGGGUCACAUACAGCUCUCACUGGUGUCCCCACCACGUAGCUUCACAGUUUCAGGCUGCCGUAAGCCCACUGACUCCUGUGACCUGCUCUUGUCCAAUGCACUGGAAAUCAUUCCUGUGUUGCUCGUGUGAGCCGUGUGGACUGGGAAGAUGCCUGGAUUAAGAGAGGCACACACGGGACAUACUUGUGCACUUUUUACUAGAACUACUGGGUUGUCCUUUAUGAUAGUCCCGAGGAGCACAGCUGACACUUGGUGACCCGUCUGUACUGCUCUCCUCCGGCUGGGAGGGUCACUUAUGAGGCUGUUUACUACUGUCCAGUGCACCAGUGAGGGUCAGGGAAGGACAGUGCUUCCUCCGUCUCGCUGAGGCCAUAGCACCGCAGUCUGCCCCGUGACCCAGGCUCUGGGAGCUUUUGGAGAGUUAUUUAUUAACCUUAUGGUAGGGCAUGGAUGCCUUUAGUAACCAUCGUGUGCUAUGAAAACUAUGAAGAUUCCAAUGACUCCGUUGUGAAGGAUGUUCUCUGUACAUGGUAGGCUCGGAAUUGAAGUGUCAGUUGAGUGAACGCCACUAGACUCGGCCCUCUGCCCUGCUGUCCACCUUGCCGCCGAGCACAUGAUCGCGAAACCUAGCUGAGGGCGUGUCACGUGACACAGUACUCCUGUUGCAUUCUCCACAUUCUUCCUCUUACACCACUACUUGAUAAUGGCAUUCCAAGUUCCACGCUCAGGAGUCGUCAAUAUUUGACUCUUGAAAGGCAAGAUAAUGCCAGGUGUGGAAGGCCUCCUUUCCUUUCUACUAGGAGUGGCGCAGGGGCUCAACAUGUUAGUAAGUAAAAGUACUUUUACACACUACCUCUUUUUUUUUUUUUUAAACAAAGUUUUAACAUAGAACUUUUCUCUUGGGGAAAAACACUUCAGGGCUUGACUUUUGUACAAAUUUUAACUGUAAAGUACAGAUUUAUCUUAAUCUGUGAAAAUGGAGAAGAAAGCUGCUAGCUACUCUUAGCUGUCCUGUGAGGGUGUGUCAGUGUCAGUGGGUCUCCAUCUCUCUGUCUUAAAUUUCUGGGGAGAUAACUGAUGGAUGGCAUGCUGUAAAGCCAGCGGCCUGGGUUCUACAGCGGAUGCUGACUCACGGGUAUCAGAGCUGCUGCUUCAGAUGCACCUUAACGAAAGUGUCAGCGGCUCUUGUGGACAGGCCGUGGUCCUGACCGUCAAGCCCGGCUGAAGUCUCUUCUGUCUUCAGAUUGACGACGUUCUCAAGCUGUCAACAUGACAUAUGUGCUUUUGUGAACCAUGAAUUUUCUAAUUAAAUUUUACAUGCUAUAACAUGAUUUUUACAUGAAUAAUACUUUGUUUAAACUAUCAAAUGUCAGUAUUUUACUACAAUUUUAUUAUAAAAUGUACAUUAUCACUAAAUGAACUUUGAUUUUAAAAAUCAAAUUAGCUUUAGUUGUAUAUUAUUUUUUACAAAUAAAGAUAGACUUGUAUAAAGGUUA